Messenger RNA from Drosophila kikkawai, 1035 nucleotides. RefSeq lists its product as uncharacterized. The record is from RefSeq and is a predicted model, not a curated record. Lineage: Eukaryota; Metazoa; Arthropoda; Insecta; Diptera; Drosophilidae.
AUGUCCAAGGUCAUAAACGAUGUCAAAUCAAACGAGGAAGUAUUAAUGAUGUUACUGAAGAACCAAACAUCAAUCUUGGAUUCCACUAUAAAUGUGGUAAGGAAAAGCAAUUCAGCUACCAACGACCGCAUACGAAACACAGAACGACAAAUAGAUGCUCUCACCAGAGAACGAGGAAAAUAUCAAGGCAACUAUCUGCAACAAGCAUUCAUGAUUCUGACAGCCCAGCUCACUCUACUGGCAAACGGAAUGCAGCGAAUGCAAAAUGAGAUAACCAACGUUCUUACCGACAUUCGCCACCGAACAAUUAGCCCCAUGCUAGUUUCUCCCCAACAAUUAAGGGAUCAACUUCAUCAGAUUAGGGAGCACAUCCCACCGGAUCAACAGCUGCCAGUCUCUUCAAAUGCAUGGAAGGCAGGAAGCUGGCAUGAAUUCAAGCUCAAAACAAGGAUCAUAACUGUCAAUGCCCAUAGAGAUCAAUUCAUGGGACUAACUACUGACGAGUUUGAUCAAUGUCUACAAUUGCCAAAGGAUGAACACAUAUGCGUCAAUCAUCAAGCUACGUUUAGCGCAGAUAAUCGAUGUGAAUUUCAGUUGUUCAAUAACAAGACUGAAACGGAAUGUGAGACUGCUAAAUCGAAGUCCGAUUUAAUAUGGUCAGCAACACAUCAACGAAACAGAUGGAUGUUUGCAACCCACAGUCCGAUCGAACUGCAGGCUGUAUGCAAGGGAGUUCCCUCCACAGUACAAAUGGAAGGAACAGGCUUACUAUCACUCGCCGCAGGUUGCACGGCACGCAACUCAAAAAUCAGUGUUAGUACAUUUAGCACAAGCCGCAGCAUAGUACACCAUCAUCAAGUAGCCGCCUAUGUGGCACUAUCAAUAUCAAUACUACUGAUCGUGACCCUGAGUCUACGAUAUCGCCGAGUCAAUUGGAGAACACCACAACGCAGCCCCAAUCCCCGGACAACAAGUGAACCGCCAGCACCCGAACCUACCCCACGGAGUUUUUCGUUCGACAUUACUGAAGGUUGA